GCAGUUUUGUAUAAAAGACUCUGUCUGAUCAGAGUGGAGUAUCAGUCAACGUUCGUUCUCAUCGUUCUACAAGCUGCACACUCAAAUCCCAAUCAAAAUGUUCAAAGCUGUGAUGAUCUGCGCUCUCUUCGGCCUUGCCCUUGCUGCCGUCCACCAGCCCCAACCCCAACAUGUUGAGCACCACGUUGUUGGUCACCCGGAUGAUGUGCACGCUGAGGUUCUUUCCCGCAAGGAUGAUGUGCGCGCCGAUGGCUUUGAUGCAUCCCUAGAGACCAGCAACCACAUCACCCGCCAGGACAGCGGUGAUGAGCACGGCAACAUUCAGGGCAGCUACGGCUGGAUCUCUCCCGAGGGCCAGCACAUUGAAAUCAAGUUCGUCGCCGACGAGAAUGGUUACCAGCCAACUGGUGAUGCCAUCCCCGCUGUCCCUGAACAUGUUGCCCGCACUCUGGCCUGGAAUGCUGCGCACUCCCACGAAGAGGUUGCUCACCAUGUCCACCACUAAGAAGUUUUCGCUGGCUGAGAUAACGCUUAGCUAAGAACCUGGAUCGUCCUAUUGAUUAGUCUCUGAAACGUCGUGAUAGUCUUUAAGCUCUUCAAUUCAAAAAAAAAUCUUAAAUCU
Drosophila nasuta is the source of this 622-nucleotide messenger RNA. RefSeq names its product larval cuticle protein 1-like. The coding region runs from base 98 to 505 and encodes 135 amino acids. The record is from RefSeq and is a predicted model, not a curated record. Gene Ontology annotation, molecular function: structural constituent of chitin-based larval cuticle. Lineage: Eukaryota; Metazoa; Arthropoda; Insecta; Diptera; Drosophilidae. The transcript has 2 exons. Gene Ontology annotation, cellular component: chitin-based extracellular matrix.